AUGGCUAACUGUUUGUACGAGUGUUUACGGGAAGCCAAGCUGCAGAAGUACUACCCUAACUUUGAAAUGGGCGGAAUCACGCGAUCUGAGGGUCUGACGAAUCUGACAAUGCAAGAAUACUCCACCUACGGCAUUGAUGACAUGGAGGAUAGAAAAAGGCUAUUCCAACUCAUACAAAUUAUAAAAAGUGUUCAAAGAAACGGUAAGAAAUGUGGCCGAGCUUGUGAAAAUGGCGGUGAAGACAGUACAACACGUCCAUCUUCAAACCACGCAACCUCUGAAACAGAAUCUGCGUCUGAAGAUUUACAUCAAAUGCAUGUAAACAGCUCCCGUGACAAUCAAUCUAUUCAUUCAUCAGUUUUGAAUAAUGUCUCCCUUGCCAAGAGAAUUCUGAUAGCGAACAAUAACAUACGUAUGACGACUGUAGACAAGCUAGCGUAUAAAGGAGAUGCUUUCUUUGUUCAAGCUAAGGAUCCCACUCCAGCAAGAAAACAAUCAAAACCCAGACAGCAGCGGUCUGAGCCGGUGAUUCAACAUGAAACUAGCAUCCAGUACACAGGACCAAAACUACGAGAGAGAUCAGUGGAAGUAAUCAGUCACACCGGCACUGACUACAACUAUGGUGUUCCCAGUGCAAGAAUAAACACUCAUGGUAAUAACUUAUCUUCUCCAAGAUACACCGUGCCGACAAAUAGUUCAAUAACAUGCCAUAGCUAUAUUUAUAAUAACACUUCUACUAGUAUGCCAUUAGACCGAAUAAAAGUUUGCGUCCGAAAGAGGCCAUUGAGUAAAAAGGAAAAAAGAAAUAAAGAGGCUGAUAUUAUCUCUGUUGGACAUCCCAAUAAAGUAGUGUUAAAUGGACAGAAGACUGCUGUAGAUCUUACAAAAUUUACACAACUGCAUGAAUUUUAUUUCGAUGAUGUCUUUGGGGAAAAUGAAACAAAUGAACAAAUCUACGAGAGAACCGCCAAGCCUUUACUCAACUGUGUCUUCAGAGGUGGUAAAGCUACAUGCUUUGCGUAUGGUCAGACUGGUGCUGGUAAAACCCAUACAAUGCUUGGUAACGGUAAAGUUCAGGGACUUUAUCUCUUAGCAGCUAAGGAUAUAUUUUCACUUUUACAUUCCGGUUAUCAUGGGCAUAACUUAUCAGUUUGGAUCAGCUAUUUUGAAAUCUAUUGUGGACAGUUAUUUGAUUUACUCAACGGCAGAAAAAGGUUACAUGCCAGGGAGGAUGGUAAACAUAACGUAUGUAUUGCUGGUAUAAAAGAAUUCCAAAUUAACCAUGUUGCUGCUUUAAUGCAAAUAAUUGAUUUUGGUAAUCAAGCCCGGAGUACUGGUUGUUCCGGGGUGAAUUCUGACUCAUCAAGGUCCCACGCUAUACUGCAAAUACAACUCAAAGAUUGUGGUGGUAAAAGAAAACUUGGAAGGUUUUCCUUCAUCGACUUGGCUGGCAGUGAAAGAGCCCAAGACACUAAUGAUCCUGAUAGAAUAACUAGAAUAGAAGGUGCUGAAAUUAACACCAGUCUUCUCGCUCUAAAAGAGUGUAUCCGUGCCAUAGAUCAAGAACAGAGACAUACUCCGUUUCGACAGAGUAAACUAACCCAAGUGUUAAAAGAUUCAUUCCUGGGUAAUUCUCGUACCUGUAUGAUUGCCAACAUCUCACCAAACACCAAUGCCAGUGAACACACUUUAAAUACACUUAGAUAUGCUAAUAGAGUGAAGGAACUUAAGAAAGACUCAUUAAAUCAGCUCUCUAGUCCAAAUACUGCAAGCAGUUUACCGAGAACUCCUUCUAUAUUUACUCCAACAAAUACAUCCACUCCAAAACGAAAGGUCAGACCAGCUGCUCUGUCUCAGCAGUCAGUUCCCAGAUGUGAUCUGAGUACGAGGUUAGCAUCAACUGCAGCUUACAAACCAGUAACGCCUAAGGAGAUUAAGACUCCAAAGAAGAAAGGUUCUAAUCCAGAAGAACAUAGUCAUCAAACUUAUGGUACGAUCGGUACAUCCAGGAUAAGUCUUGCACUGGACACAGACAGGAGUGCAUUUACCCAGGUAUCAGGGUCAGGUGCUGAUUAUUUCAAUACACAGCUGUUAUCACAAAAUCCAGCCCAAGCAACUUGGGAAAUUGACAACCCAAGAUUUGUUACCAGUGCUGGAAAGUUAGAUAAAUCUCCACCCAGUCCUCCAAGAAGCAAAUCAGCUACAAGACUAAGUGUUGAUGAUUUGAAAUCAGAUAGUGCUCUAAGAAAGUCUAAAGAGUUCUGGGUUCAGCGUAAUGACUCCAGCAGUGUCAAGAGCCUCUUGAUGGACUCUCCUGAAGACAGUGAAGGAGAAUUAGGUGGCGAGACUACAAAGGAGAACCAGAGUUUUGAAACUGAUAGCACUGGUGAGAUUAUCAGAGAACUUGAUCAGAUUCUUGAGCAGUCUUGGAUCAAGAACAGCAGUAGUGAUAACACAACCUUACAUCAGGCCGAAGAACCAUACCAAGUAUCACCAGCGACUGGAAAAAGUCUGGGAUCGUCACAGAGAAAAGAACAACAAGACCAACCAGUUUGUGAUCUGAGGAAUCCAGAAAAGCCAGAUAUCGAAGACAGACCUGGUAGAGGAUUUGAUGCAAUGAGUGUCGACUCACUACAAGACAGUUCACUAAAUGAAGACAACAAGCUAAGUGAUCCUGGCAAAGUUACUAAGAAGUCUCGUAAAAGAUGGACCACUGAUUUGAAAACUAGUCGCAACAUGGUAGAAGAUCAUGAUUUACCAUCGCCAAAAGACUUUCUGAAGAGUCUUAAAGAAGCAAAACGAGGCGGGAAGCAACAAGAAGCAUCAAAAAAGACCUCACCAAGUGGUGUUAUUGUCACAACUAAUUUCCAGGAAUGCUUUUUGCAAAACAAGGCCAAAUGUACAGCUGAAAGUAAAAAUACUAUUGACACUCCACUUUCAGCAAGAAGUGACACAAGUCAGACUGCCAAAGCUGUGUAUCAACCAAGUGUGCCACAAGACUCUCAAAGUGUAUCUCAAACAUCUUUGUUCCAACCAGCUCAUAUUCCUAAGCCCUGUAGCCCAGAAAACAAAGUUACAACUACUAGCCUAAUCACUGCAGCUGCUGAACAAACAACUGAGGAGAUACCCCCCUUCAUUAUCACAACAACCACAGUUACUACAGUAACUACAACAGUUGCUACCUCUUCUAUGAGAAGCCCAGAUGCAAAGCAUGGUGUUCAGUUGACUGAGUCUGAUCAUCAACCAUCACCACCAAAGACAAGCCCUUCAAAUAUCAUAAGACUCAGUCCUAAAACAGAUCCCUACAUUGCUUCAUCUACUGGUGCUACUGCUAUGGAUAAAAGUAUUCAAAAAACACUGUUGCCAAGCAACACCAUGGAGAUUAAACCUGAUUCACAAAAAAAUGAUGUUCUUUCAAAUUCAAGAAGUCCCAGUCAAUCUUCUGUAAUGAGUGAUCUUACAGAUAUAUCAUCACCAGCUGGAUCAGAAGUUCUUUCAUUCUCUAGUACGUCAGCGUUCACGCCAGUACAGCCCAAACCUAAACCUCCAUCAAAUAGCAUGGGUGAACCAAUACCAAAGACAAAGCCCAGCAGAAGCCACCUUAAUGUCAUUCCAGUUGUCAACACCAAAGUGAUUUCUGUAACUUGUGAUGAUGAGAGUGCCUAUUUUACACCAGUUAGAAAGGAAUGCCUAGCUACACACAGUGGUUCACAGAUGGCUUCUACACACAGUGGUUCACCGGCGGCUUAUACACACAGUGGUUCACAGAUGGCUUAUACACACAGUGGUUCACAGGUGGCUUAUACACACAGUGGUUCACAAAUGGCAUCUACACACAGUGGUUCACAGGCGGCUUAUACACACAGUGGUUCUCACAUGGCUUCUGCACACAGUGGUUCACGAAUGGCUUCUACAAGCAGUGGUUCACAGGCGGCUUCUACACACAGUGGUUCACGAUUGGCUUCUGCACACAGUGGUUCACGAAUGGCUUCUACAAGCAGUGGUUCACAAGUGGCUUCUACAAGCAGUGGUUCACAGACGGCUUCUGCACACAGUGGUUCACAGGUGGCUUAUACACACAGUGGUUCACAGAUGGCUUCUGCACACAGUGGUUCACAGUUAGCUUUGGCACACAGUAGUUCACAGCUGGCACCUACAAACAGUGGUUCACAGUUGGCUUCUACACACAGUGGUUCACAGUUGGCUUCUGCACACAGUGGUUCACAGGUGGCAUCUACAAACAGUGGUUCACAGGUGGCUUCUACACACAGUAGUUCACAAUUGGCUUUGGCACAUAGUGGUUCACAGGUGGCUUCUAGGGGCAGUCAUACAACAUACAUUAAUGGUAGUGGUGAUGCCCCUCAGUACCCAGCAACACCAAAGAACAAAUCAUCAUUUAUCGGACAUUAUUCAGAAUCGGCCAUUAAAAAGUCACAAGAUUUAAUGAUGUCAGCACAUGAAGAGCAAAUUAUUGAGAUGGGUGAACUUAAUGAUAAAGAAUUACAACUUGUAGAGAAAGUCAAGACUGGUGACCAGGAUUUUGGUGACUUUGUGAUGAGACUUGAUGAAGUGCUGUACAAUAAGAUGAGAUGUAUUGAAACUCUGCGAUCACAGUUAGAAACGUUUAUUCUGUGUGCAAGUCCAGAGAAAAACCCCACAUUCACACCUGAAACAGGAAGCCAGCAUUGA
Messenger RNA from Saccoglossus kowalevskii, 4689 nucleotides. RefSeq lists its product as uncharacterized. Gene Ontology annotation, molecular function: microtubule motor activity; microtubule binding; ATP binding. Lineage: Eukaryota; Metazoa; Hemichordata; Enteropneusta; Harrimaniidae. Gene Ontology annotation, biological process: microtubule depolymerization; microtubule-based movement. Gene Ontology annotation, cellular component: microtubule. The record is from RefSeq and is a predicted model, not a curated record.